This is a messenger RNA of Neolamprologus brichardi, 3949 nucleotides long. RefSeq names its product forkhead box G1b (gene foxg1b). The record is from RefSeq and is a predicted model, not a curated record. Lineage: Eukaryota; Metazoa; Chordata; Actinopteri; Cichliformes; Cichlidae. Gene Ontology annotation, molecular function: DNA-binding transcription factor activity; sequence-specific double-stranded DNA binding. Gene Ontology annotation, cellular component: nucleus. Gene Ontology annotation, biological process: regulation of transcription by RNA polymerase II.
CCUCUCUGUCUCUCUCUCGGAUCACGGAGGUGGAGGACCUCGGAGUUGUUGUUGUGGUUGUUCAUUUUUUUUUAUUAUUUAUUCCUGGUUUUGUCGGGAGAGCCGCCACCGGGCAUGGAGGAUGUAAAAGACCCGCCGACCGUGCACCGGUCCUCCUCCUUCAGCAUCAAGAGCCUCCUGCUGCCCUCCAAGUGCGAGCGUGCGGACUCCGCGACGGUCGCGAUCCACGGAGCCCCGUGUCUCUCCCCGGGCUCCGACUGCGAGAAGUCUCUGGACCCCCCGGAGGUGGACUCCGCGGCCUCCACGCUUCUAGAGCCGGAGAAACCUGGCAAGGAGGAGCCGGAGGAAGAGGAGGAGGACGGAGGGGGAGGCGGAGGCGGAGGAGGGGACGGCGGCAAGGCGACACCGGAGCAGAACACCGGCGGCGGCGGCAAAAACGGGAAGUAUGACAAGCCUCCGUUCAGCUACAACGCGCUGAUCAUGAUGGCCAUCCGGCAGAGCCCCGAGAAGCGGCUCACGCUCAACGGCAUCUACGAGUUCAUCAUGAAGAACUUCCCGUACUACCGAGAGCACAAGCAGGGCUGGCAGAACUCCAUCCGGCACAACCUCAGCCUCAAUAAGUGCUUCGUCAAGGUGCCUCGGCACUACGACGACCCGGGCAAGGGCAACUACUGGAUGCUGGACCCGAGCAGCGACGACGUGUUCAUCGGCGGGACCACCGGGAAGCUCCGCCGGCGCUCCGCCACCUCUCGGGGCAAGCUGGCGAUGAAGCGCGGGUUGCGCUUCGCUCCUCUCGGGCUGGGCAUCAACGAGCGGAGCAGCAACCCGCUGUACUGGCAGCUGUCCCCGUUCCUGUCCCUGCACCACCACCACCACCACCCGCACUACAACGGCUCGUCCGCCGGCUUCCUGAACCAGGCGGCCGGCUACGGCUCGCUGCUGCCCGCCGUGGAGCAGCUGAGUAACGGGGAGCUGGGCCGCUCGCUGCCGCUGGGCCUGACGAACAGUUACGGGAUGAGCUCGUCGCCGGUCGGGCUGCUGUCCGGUCAGCCCGGAUACUUCGUGUCAGGGAGCCAGCACUCGGCGGCCCCGCCGGGGGGUGGAGGCGGCCCGCCGCCCGCGGCUCCUCCGCCGCCUCCUCACCUCCCGCAGGGCGCUCCGGGCUUCGGCGGCUCCCCGCAGGCGCUGCUCUCGGACUCGCUCAGAAACAGCUCGCUACCGGCCUUCUCCCCCGGUGUGUCCGCGGGGUUCCCCGGAGUGCUGUCCCACCAAAAGAGGGUGACCCCUAACGCGUUCCUAAACUGACCCCCCCACGCACACACCCCCACACACCCUGGCUUCGUGGACUGCACCGGGACGAGGACGCACAGUUAAGGGCAAAUAGAAAGUGGUAAACAUCAGAAAUGUGUGUAUGAAUCCACAAACGAAGCGAGACUUCGGGCCACACGGAUGCGAUCACAGCUCGGCUUCAUCUUUACUGUAAAAGGGAGAAACUUUUGUUACCGCCGGUCGUCCAACUGUAAACUAGACUUGCCAAAGGUAACGCUAUAAGUAUAUUUCAAACUAUUUAUAUCUUGUACAAAGAUUUUCAGUACUUUGUUUGUCGUUUAUUUAUGUUUUGUAUUUAUUGUAUUUAAAUUCUAUUCGUCAGUGUUUGCGCUUCAGUAUUAAGGAAAACGAGGGUGGGGCUGGAAACACGCAGGGUGAAUAAUUAUUUAUGAAUUUUGAGACAAUCGAGGAGGAAAAAAACGAGACAAUCAAAACUUUUAUUUUGUGUUUUACUGGGAGGAAAAACGUGAACAAAGCCUUAAAAUUGGAAACGAUCAGGGUUUUUGAGAGGAAGCAGAAGCCUACAAAUCAUAUCUCAGGUUCGACCUCUGAAUCAGAACAAUACGAUUAAAUAAUGGUGUUAAAGCCGCGCUGUGUGAAGAGUUUCCUUCCAAAAAUAAUUUGAUGUAUUUUUCGGCCUCCGUGAUCACUGAAUCCAGAAAUGUGUGUAAAUGUUUUUGGAACAAACUCUUCAGCUGAAAUUAUGCAAACACGUUGUUUUGUUCAGCAUCAACACGCAGACUGUUCACAACGUUUAUUUUGCUGUGUGUGUGUGUUUGUGCGUAAAGGCCUGAAUGAGCGUAAAAGCUCCUGCGCAUGUGCGCUCAGAGCCGCCGCACAGCCCCUCUUCUUCUUCUUUUAACUUUCUCUGCCGUCUUCUCGCUUUUUUUCUGGCCCGCUGACCCGCUCUGGUUCCUGGAGAACAUUUUUAAGUGACCCGCGGAGGCUCGAGGCCUCUGUGCUGCUGCUGGGACUAUUUUCUUUCCUUUUAAGGGGCUCCAACAAGCAUCAGGCCCUCACACACACACACACACACACACACACACACACAUAAAGGCAUAUUUACAUGUAGCUUUGGUCAUAUGAAAAACUUUUAUCACCAGAUGUUUUUCUUUUCUAAUGUUUUUUUUCUUUUUGAUUAGAGAAGAGUUUAAAAUAAUGAAAUGAACAAAAACCAGAGCGUCCUCACAGCCAUGGAGUCACUUUAUGUUACCUUUAGGAGACAGCCAUUAAAAAAACGAAUAAUUUAAUAGUCAGAGGAGUCGGAGGCGUGGGGAGAGUUAAAAACGUGCAUGACAAUCAAUGAACCUGGAGAUGCUUCAGGCCAACUGAAAUCAUAUAUAUGCAACUUAUUUUUUAAAAAUAUUCUGAGGAGAAAUAAAGUCCACAGAAAGUUUGUCAUGUGGAAAAUGUUGGUCAGCUGACCUCAGCAGGAAGGGAGGGGCAGAUAUUUAACAUUUAAGAUGACACGCACACGCACGCACACACACUACAGGGAGGCUUUCGUGAAAAUAAAAGCUGAUGUGGAAAAUAAAUGUAAAAAACUUUAUAUAUUAAAAUCCAGGGUUUUGCACAUUUUUGUUAUUUGGAAAAAUAUUUUAAAAGUAUUUUUUGUGACUUUAGUCGAACACGUGGUCCAAAAUGUUACUCUUUAUGUCUUUAUUUUAUUUUUUUAAAGCUAAUGUGUUUCCACCGGAGCCACGUGGACGUAUUAUUAUAUACAGAUAUGAUUUUAGUCAGUUUCCUCAGUAAAAAUGUUUCUGAAAUAUUUUAGCUCAAAAAAUAAAACAACGUAAACCAACAAAAGGAAAAAAGGAGCGAGUUCGACACUUUUAAACAUUUUUAAUCAGCAGAAAUUAUUUUUAAUCUAACCGCCGAUUCGUUAGCGUUUGACAAUCAGUCCCGAUCACUGUGGUAUUGAUCCUCAGAUCUCAGGUGGAUCCAAGUAAAAGCAGCUUUUCAAAAAUAAAAUGCAACAAAAUGCUUGUGAUCAUUUUAAAAGUCGAAUAAACGUGGAGCUAAUUUCAGAAAAGAGAGAAAAAAGGAAAUAAAUCAGGUGAGAACAGGAAACAGGAAUCAAACAUAUGGAUCAUAAUGUUUCACAUCUUUUAUUGUAAAAUAAACAGAAUUUACUGUGACUGAGCUGCAGGUCGGAUCCUUCAAACAGCUGAGCGCGCGCACAGGAAACAGGAAGCCCCCCCCCACACACACACACACAUCGCCAACUUUGUUUUUUAUUGUUACUUUUUACAAACAUACAAACUUAUGUAACCUCGGUGAAAUAAAAGCCUCCUGCAGCUCAGAAGACGCUGACCUUCACACACACACACACACACACACACACACACACACACACACACACACACACACACACACACACACACUGCAGGUCUGUCUGUGGGGAAACUUUGGGGGAAACUGUCGGCUCGGUUUUUCUGUCACUUUUCCGGGUUUGUAAAAACUGUUUUUGAUUUUUGGGGAUUUGUUUGGUUUUUAUUCUUUUUUUGCACUUUUGUAGUUAGACAUCACUCAGUUGUACAAAGUCUGUAACGUCUGUUUCUUUGCUGUCUGUGUUUUAUUUUUCCAGAGAAACUAAACUUGAUUAAAAAGGAUGAAAUAA